Aspergillus vadensis CBS 113365 is the source of this 909-nucleotide messenger RNA. Its product is annotated as Clavaminate synthase-like protein. Gene Ontology annotation, molecular function: dioxygenase activity. The transcript is spliced from 2 exons. The record is from RefSeq and is a predicted model, not a curated record. The coding region runs from base 1 to 909 and encodes 302 amino acids. Lineage: Eukaryota; Fungi; Ascomycota; Eurotiomycetes; Eurotiales; Aspergillaceae.
AUGGCAACAAGAUACGUUGACCGUCCUAUCCCUCGCAUCUCGCUGCGCGACUUCGACCAGCGCAUCGAUGAAAUCACGGCCGAACUCGUCAACGCCGCUGAGAACGUGGGCUUCUUCACCCUAGUUGACCAUGGCAUUUCCGUCUCCGAAAUCGAGAACAUGUUUUCCACUGCACAGCGCUUCUUCUCCCUCCCCGACGACAUCAAAGCCACUGUGCCAUGGAACGCCAACAACUUCGGGGAGAACAUGACCGACCUGUGGAUGAGCGAUGCACAUCUUCCUGGAUUCAAAGACACAUCCCUCGCAUUCAUGCACCGCGUACAGAAAGUCUCUGAGCGCUUAAUGGUCUGUUUCGCGCGCGGCCUCGGCUUCCCGGAUGACUUCUUCAUCAAAUGCCACGAUGUAUCGCGACCGAACGAACAAACCACCAUGCGACUACUACAUUACUACGCUCUACCAGACCAACCUGACGGGAAGACCUACCACCGGGCUGGAGCACAUGCAGACUGGGAUUUCUUGACCCUCCUAUUUCAAAAGGAAGGCCAGAGCGGGCUGGAGAUCUGCCCCGGACGAGAAGUCGUGACAGAGUUUGGGAUCGGCGAUGAAUGGACACAAGUGGAGGCACAUACUGGAGAUAUAGUGUGUAAUAUUGGGGACUUGCUGAUGUCGUGGUCGGAUGAUCGGUUCAAGUCCACGUUUCAUCGCGUCAAGGCGCCGUCCGAACCAGGUGAUUAUUUCGGCGAUCGAUAUAGUAUCGCGUACUUCAAUCAGCCGUGCAAGGACGCGCUAAUCCAAGGGCCGAAGAAGAAGUAUCCUCUUGUUACCGGGGAGCAGUUUAAUGCGAAUGCGAUGAAGAGAAACUUUGCGGCGUUGCAGGAGAAGUUGAAGUUGAUGGAGCAGGCUGCUUGA